Messenger RNA from Bacillus rossius redtenbacheri, 1068 nucleotides. RefSeq names its product large ribosomal subunit protein eL6 (gene RpL6). Gene Ontology annotation, cellular component: cytosolic large ribosomal subunit; ribosome. The record is from RefSeq and is a predicted model, not a curated record. The coding region runs from base 150 to 1013 and encodes 287 amino acids. Lineage: Eukaryota; Metazoa; Arthropoda; Insecta; Phasmatodea; Bacillidae. Gene Ontology annotation, molecular function: RNA binding; structural constituent of ribosome. Gene Ontology annotation, biological process: cytoplasmic translation; ribosomal large subunit assembly. The transcript has 2 exons.
UUUUGUUUUGAAAUAAGGGAUAGAAAUGGUCGUUGAGGUGGUAAUGGUGGUGUACUAGUAGUUUCCUAUUUCCGGUCAGUUCUGGUGUUGGCUACCACGUUGUUUGAUGUUGUUAUUUCACUUAAUAAAUUUGGACUAAGAGAGUCGUGAUGGCGGACCAACAACCCACGCCUGCGAAGGAGACUUCUCCCGCGAAGGAUUCUGCCCCCGCGGGAGACGCGAAGCCGGGCAAACGCGGCAAAAGGGGAGACAAACCCGAGAAGAAGGAGAAGAAGAAGCGCGGGAAGGCUCGCAACUAUGACCUCGGCAACGGAGUGUACCGCUUCAGCCACUCCAACAUGUACCACAAGAAGGCAGUGUACAAGUUUGUGGGCAAGAAGACCCCGAAGACGGUGCGGCCCAAGAAGCCCAUCACGAUGGAGAAGCCGAUCGGCGGAGAGAAGAACGGCGGGACGCGCAUCGUGCUGCUGAAGAAGCGCCGCAACUACUAUCCCACGGCGGACAAGAUCAAGAGGCGGCCGGCCAAGAAGCUGUUCUCGCAGCACCGGCGCUACACACGGCCGUCGCUGGUGCCCGGCACGGUGGUGAUCCUGCUGGCCGGCGUGCAGAAGGGAAAGCGCGUGAUCCUGCUGAAGUGCCUGAAGAGCGGGCUGCUGCUGGUGACCGGGCCCCACAAGGUGAACGGCUGCCCGCUGCGUCGCGUCAGCCAGAACUACGUGAUCGCCACCAGCACGCGCCUCAGCCUGAAGGGCUUCAAGCUGCCCAAGCACAUUGACGAUGCCUACUUCAAGAGGAACAAGGCGAAGCGGGCCAAGAAGGAGGACGGAGACAUCUUCAAUCAGAAGAAGGAGGCGUACAAGCCGUCGGAGCAGCGCAAGACGGACCAGAAGGUGGUGGACAAGCAGUUGGUGGACAUCAUCAACAAGCACCCCGAGAAGAAGGACAUGUUCCGCUACCUGGUCGCCAUGUUCGGUCUGCGCAGCAGCCAGUACCCACACAGACUCAAGUUCUGAUUGGCCUGUAUCACGUAACACUUGGCUGUCAUUAAACUGCUUCUUGAAAACUCUU